GUUGAGCUCCAGCUUCGAGUCGCACCGGAGUCGCGCGGAGAGACUUUUUUAACCAGAAAACCCCGGACACGGCGCGGACAGAGCGCGGACACGGCGCGGACACGGCGUGGACACAGCGUGGACUCAGUGGACACAGUGGACAUGCUCACGAGCGUCAGGGGCGGAUGUGCGCGCGGGCCCGGGCCGGUGUGACUGGACGUUUAUUCGUUGCACUUUUGUCUCGCGCGCUCCAGGACUCGGAGCUUUAACUGAGGGACCGCGCACGACUCCGCCACGCGCGACUCCGCCACGCACACGCCACGCACGGCUCGGCCCGGGCUGGACCAGGACACACCGCGCACGGAGGAGACACUGUGGCACGCGCCGGGACAUUUACAACAGAGACUCGGGUGUUUGGAGCCGCAGGAGCCGCAGGACAUGGACCCCGGGAGCCCCCGCGCCGCAGUGGAGCUGUGACUGAUGGAUGUUUGUAGGAUUUAUCUGUAGGAUUUAUCUGUAGGCUUUUGUUCAGGCUUUAAGCAGCAGGUCCAGGCUCCACCAGGGCAUCUGACACAAAGCGCGCGCGCGUGUCCACCGCGGAGAGAAGAAUCUGUGUCCGGCUCCAGGUCAUUUUACCUCCGCGCGGGUCAUCCAGGACACGGCGUCUGUCCCAGUUCAGCCAAGGACAGUGGUUCUGGCGCGCGCUCUGGUGCCACAGUAGGACAUGAGUUUGGUGUCGAGCUCUCCUGCUCCAGACUGAUCCAGACCCACGCUCCUCCUGAACCCCACACAGCUGCACGCGCGUCCGGACGCUUCGGUUUGUCCCCUCGGUGUCUCCAGGAUGGCGGGACCGUGCUCGUGGAAGUAUUACCUUUGGAUCUUUAUUUUGCUGUGCAGGUCCGCGUUACCUUCAGCCAAGUCUUUGGAGACGAUCAUCUGGAGCUCCCAGAAUCCAAAAUUUGUCGCUGGGAAAGGUUUGGUGAUUUACCCAGACAUCGGGGACAAACUGGACAUCAUCUGCCCCAAGGCGGACGCGGGGCGGGACUAUGAGUUCUACAAACUGUACCUGGUGAAGCAGGUGCAGGCGGAGAGCUGCAGCACCGUCCUGGACCCCAACGUCCUGGUCACCUGCAACAAACCGGAGAAGGACAUCAAGUUCACCAUCAAGUUUCAGGAGUUCAGCCCCAACUACAUGGGCCUGGAGUUUAAGAGGAAUGUCAACUAUUACAUCACCUCUACAUCCAACGGCACGGUGGAGGGUCUGGAGAACCGCGAGGGAGGCGUGUGCAAGAGCCGAGCCAUGAAAGUCAUCAUGAAAGUCGGGCAAGUCCCAAACGCAAAUCCGGCGGCGCCCGAGACCCCGAAAUCAGACGUGGACAACAACGCCAUCCCCGAGUCCAGUCCCAGCCCAUCUGACCACAACCGGAUCAACCCGGUGCUGCCAGGAAACCACGAUCACAUGAACCAGGACCAGUCCAACACGCCGUCCAACACCGACGGGAUCCUGGGCUCCAAAGUGGCCGUGUUCUCCGCCAUCGCCGCCGGCUGCAUCAUCUUCCUCGUCCUCAUCCUCCUCCUGGUCAUCCUCCUCAUCAAAAUGCGCAAACGUGCUCGGAAGAACUCGCACUCGCAGCCCCGCCCCUCCGCCCUGUCCCUCAGCACGCUGUCCAACCCCAAGCUCCCGGGGGGCACGGCCGGGACCGAGCCCAGCGACAUCAUCAUCCCCCUGCGGACAGAAAACAACUACUGCCCUCACUACGAGAAAGUGAGCGGCGAUUACGGCCAUCCGGUUUACAUCGUCCAGGAGAUGCCCCCGCAAAGCCCCGCCAACAUUUACUACAAAGUCUGACCUUUGCACCCUCUGCUUCGUUUUGUGUCCUCAGUACAAAUACAUAAAGGAGCGCUUGGUUUUCAGAUGUUCAAGAACACUCUUCUGCAUUCAGGGGGACGUUUGUUUUGUACCACCUGCUGCACAAAUCUGGAGAGACACGCACUGGCCGGUCACCAGCGGGGUCUGAAAUCUCUGUUUGUUUGGAUACGUCUGAGAAUCCCGAGCCCCCUCCUCCCUCCUCCUCUUCCUCCCGUCGUAAUCCUCUCCAGCCUUCCCCUCACGUGUCCCCGCCCGGCCGCCGUACACGGGGGUUUGGAUAGAAGCGGACCUACACGCGUGGACACUGUUGCGGUCACCUCUUCUUUUUCCCUGUGGUGUGACGCUGGAAAACGGGCCCAGACAUCUGGCCCGUGAGUGUGACGUGUCGGGUUUAUACGCGGCGAGCUCGUACUAGCGUGAGUGUUAGCGUCUCCAGAUAGCUCAGGUAUAACACACAGAUCCUAAAGCCCCAAUCGCACCUCUGAUCUUUGCCUUACUAUUUUUGAUGGAGGAUUUCCCUGAUUCAGUUCACAAAGCAGUUGUAUUUUGUUACUUUUUCCUACAAGUGCACAAUGUAUAGAAAAUAUCACUCAAAAAACAUGUAACGCAUUCAUCCUUUCAUCCAUCCGUUCAUCGUCGCUCAUUUAAUCCAUCACAGAGAGACUACCUAUACCUGGACUUUAACGUUAAGGUGUUCAGCGCUCGCCUCCUUCAGCCUGGUGACCUACUUCUGUGACAGCGUCUCCUUUCGAGAGCGUCGUGGACGGGCAAGUCCAGGCCAAUUCUUCAUUACUGUUUCCAAAUCGACAAAAACAGGAAAGACAAUCCGACGCGGCGAGAGACAGACACGAUCUGAGCCCAAAUCCUCUCGUUGGCAGUUCUAAAAAGUUUAUCAGCGAGACGGCGGGUUGGGGCCAUUCAGCUUGUGUUAAUUUGUUUGUUUUAGCUUCUAGCGCUACAGUGUAAACAUCCGACGCUUAGUUUAUAGCUCGCUGCGCAGACUCAGUGGGCGUAGGUUGAAUUCCCACAGACUAUUGGCUGAAGUUAUCCUGUCCCUGCAAACGCGAAGUUGGACGAGACGAGGAAACUGUAGUGUCUGUUGCCAGUUGCCAUCUGUACUCGUCUAAUGAGUAAUCCACGCGCUCGCACGCUGCCCACUCCGAGCAGCAGAGUCUAACAAAACGGGACAGAAUCUCUUCCUACGACUUAACCUUCGAGGGAGGUGGCAGUCGCAAUGGGGAUUGAGGGUUAGAAAAGGCUAGAGUUGGAGGUGAGAUUGGUUGGAGGUAUUUUAGCAUUCAUUUUCCCCGGCCUCCUGUGCGCUGAAUAAAAAAUGCGGCGGCUGAGGGAGGACAGUCCGUUAGCUUCACUCAGCCCUUGGGCUUUGCAGGAUGUGGAGCUGCAGCCACCACCAUUUUACACUUAAAAUGAUGGUGUUUUUUUCUUGUAGCACACUUCAUUAGGGAGGUCACUACACACACACAAUGGAUAAAAUCGAAUCUAAUGAGCUACUUGUAGUUAGCGGCGCAUCUUAAUCUCACGUUUUCAUUUGCUGAUAACUGGAAUUUAUGGCUUCAGUUUGUCCGGGCUUGGGACUCGCACAACAAACACUUAUCUUCUUCUUCUUCUUCUUCUUCUUCUUGUUGUUCUAAACGUUUGUAGCAAAAAAUUCCAGCUCAUCCCAGUUUGCAUGUGCUUUUAAAAACCCCAAAUCAGCCGUCUCCUCCUGCCUCGCUCCUGUACAUCUGUGUGAACCCACAUUUCAGAUUGGACCUGAUCCAAGAUGGCUGUUUGGAGAAGUUUUUCACAUAUUUUUCGCUCCGAUUUGCCCUUUUCUCGCUCGACAUUAAUAUGUAUGUGUGAAUGUGCGUCGUAGCCUUUUUUGCGACGGAGCACGAGUCUUGUUUUCCCGGACUAAAGAGGAACUCGCUUUUGCUGCUCCGAAAUAGUGCGGCUGCCAAAUCCGAGCGCGGCACCGUCUCAGUUAAUGAUGUGUGAGGAGAGGGAGGCAGAUAAGGACAGCGAUUCCUCAAAUACAACUAUAGUCUGACACUUUUGCAUCGCCACAAAAUGCACCACGACCGACGAGCCAAGACCCAUCCUCCGUCACGUUUAUUCAGCCCUAGAGACGCGUCGUCAUGUGCGAUGCCACUCUCGAUCCGCAGAGGUUGAAGCGGCGGCCUCUUUUUUUCGUGGGGUGGGGGGGACUUAAGACUUUUGCGUGUCGUUAACCCGGGAGCUAACGGCUUGUGCAGCUGUUUGCGCUCUCUCUCUUUAUACAAGCCCCGCGUUUCCAGCUCCUCUGUGAAACAAAUCUAGAUCAAAUGUUUUUGUUUCGGAUCGCCGCGCCAGUCACCAACACCAGCCAAGGGAGUCAUUACCACAUCACCACCGCCGCCACCGCCAUCAUGCUCCUCCCACUUUCCAUUCAUCCUAGUGACCACUUAUUAACGUUAUUCGAAUUUGAGUUCAAAAUAAUGUAAAUAUAUGAAUAGAGCCCGAUUUUAAAGAUGUACUUUCACCUGAACACUGCUCAAAAGAAAAUUUAAAAGAUUAGAUUUUUGUAAUGGCGGAUGUUUGUAAAUAGCUGUCUUUUUAAUAAGUGUGUUUUGUAUGAAUCCUUGCAUUUUGUCUCUGUUUGCAAUAUGUUUUCUUUAUUUUUCUUUUAGAGUUAAAUUGUAUAUUGCAAUCGACACAUUGUCUUUUUGCAGCGUCCAGUAUUGUCAGAGUCUUUGUUACCACAUGUGUUAAACAAACUGGGGUCAUUUUUGGUUUUGUUUCACUUUUCAACAGGAGAAAUGUCCAGGACUAAAACUUUGAAACAUCUUUAGAAAUGAACAGAGUGUCACUUUGAAGCGUUUGAAGCGGCGUAAUCCACCGCCGUUACAAACGUGUGAGUGUUUAGGGCGGAGGCGGAGCGCAGAGGGAAGAAGCCGCCAUGUUGGAUUUGACUUAACAAAGCCGUGUCAUAAAUCAUGUUUUUCUUUGGUUGUAUCUGCGGCGGUUCUUUUGUCUUCUUCCCGCUUCGUUCUCGCCUCUGUUUUAGUUUCGGGGGACGUCCCGGGCCGUCCUCGCCGUAACGCUCAAAGCCUCUGUCUGAUAUUUGGAUCUGCAUGUGGAAACUAAACCUGUUGAAUUCGUUCCCUUUGUUUUUGAAUCAUUACUGUCAGUUUUGUUCUUUUAUUUUUGCCAUUCACAUCUUCGCAGCUUCCCAGCGUAACCUGGCACCAGCUACAAUGGAAAUACUGUUCCACCAGUUUGGAAACUACGGCAUAUUGAUAAAUAAAAUUUUUCCCAUGGAGCUUG
This is a messenger RNA of Periophthalmus magnuspinnatus, 5155 nucleotides long. It is a transcript of the gene efnb1, whose product is annotated as ephrin-B1. The transcript is spliced from 5 exons. The record is from RefSeq and is a predicted model, not a curated record. NCBI's taxonomy places the organism in Eukaryota, Metazoa, Chordata, Actinopteri, Gobiiformes, Gobiidae. Gene Ontology annotation, cellular component: plasma membrane. Gene Ontology annotation, molecular function: ephrin receptor binding. The coding region runs from base 821 to 1828 and encodes 335 amino acids. Gene Ontology annotation, biological process: axon guidance; ephrin receptor signaling pathway.